Stereum hirsutum FP-91666 SS1 is the source of this 705-nucleotide messenger RNA. RefSeq lists its product as uncharacterized. Gene Ontology annotation, cellular component: synaptonemal complex. The transcript is spliced from 9 exons. Gene Ontology annotation, biological process: reciprocal meiotic recombination. Bases 1 to 705 code for a protein of 234 amino acids. Gene Ontology annotation, molecular function: ubiquitin protein ligase activity. The record is from RefSeq and is a predicted model, not a curated record. NCBI's taxonomy places the organism in Eukaryota, Fungi, Basidiomycota, Agaricomycetes, Russulales, Stereaceae.
AUGGAUACUGACCUCAAAUGUAACCGUCUGAACUGUCGGAGGGCGCUGAAUGACAAGGCAGUGAACGAUCCAACAAUUAUCUCAGUUUUCAUACCAUCCUGUCGAUUCCUAUUUACAGUCGAUUGUGCGAAUGAGCUCUUUGGUGCUGCAAGACUUUGCCCAGCUUGUGAAACUUCCCUUACAGAACCGUGCGUUCCACUUGGCCUGCUGCGUUGGACGAUACCCUAUAACACCUCUCUUACUGUGUGCUCCCUGCACCCCACCAACGACUACAAGACGUCUGUCCUGUCAGGCUUGAAUCCGUCGACGAUUCUUGAGAUAUGCAGCCGGGCAGUAUCGUUCUGGCAGUAUCAGAUCCACCAGGAGAAUUCAUUCCAGCAAGCUGUUCUUCGCAACCUUAACGAUAAGAUCGCCAUCCUCCAGAAACAGCUCGAUAAUGUUGUACGCGAAGCGAACGGAGAGAUUAACUUGUUGAGCAACAAAGUCUUAGAACUCGAGCGCGACGCCGAAGUCGAACGGCGUAAAAUCCGGGACAUGCAAGAUGCCGCUAAAGAACGGGACAAGGAAUACCAAAAGCUCAAAGUCACUGACCAUUCUUUACCCACCCCGCACAUCCCUCUUCUGCCGUCUGCUGCUGAUAACUUACUAUGUCAUCGAUGUAACUAUAGGGCCAAUACGACAAAAUCAAGCGCAAAGCCCUCCUAG